Drosophila nasuta is the source of this 2831-nucleotide messenger RNA. It is a transcript of the gene eEF2, whose product is annotated as eukaryotic translation elongation factor 2. The coding region runs from base 116 to 2650 and encodes 844 amino acids. Gene Ontology annotation, molecular function: GTPase activity; ribosome binding; translation elongation factor activity. Gene Ontology annotation, biological process: translational elongation. The record is from RefSeq and is a predicted model, not a curated record. The transcript has 5 exons. NCBI's taxonomy places the organism in Eukaryota, Metazoa, Arthropoda, Insecta, Diptera, Drosophilidae. Gene Ontology annotation, cellular component: cytosol; ribonucleoprotein complex.
CGUCUCGUUGUGCCAUCUCUAAAGAUGCGACGUUUCUCGUUCUUUCCUGUCGAACGCCAGUGCAGGCGUGUAGUACUUUUUAAAGUUGUUCCACGCAAAUCAAUAAACAUCCAAAAUGGUCAACUUCACCGUCGACGAAAUCCGUGGCUUGAUGGACAAGAAGCGUAAUAUUCGCAACAUGUCCGUAAUUGCUCACGUUGAUCAUGGUAAGUCUACCCUGACUGACUCGUUGGUGUCCAAAGCUGGUAUUAUUGCUGGUGCAAAGGCUGGCGAGACCCGUUUCACCGAUACUCGUAAGGAUGAACAGGAGCGCUGCAUCACCAUCAAGUCAACUGCUAUCUCCAUGUACUUUGAGGUGGAAGAUAAGGAUUUGGUGUUCAUCACCCACGCUGAUCAGCGUGAGAAGGACUGCAAGGGUUUCUUGAUCAAUCUAAUUGAUUCGCCCGGUCACGUUGAUUUUUCAUCCGAAGUGACAGCUGCUCUGCGUGUUACCGAUGGCGCUCUCGUCGUCGUUGACUGUGUCUCUGGUGUGUGCGUGCAAACCGAGACUGUGCUGCGUCAGGCAAUUGCCGAGCGUAUUAAGCCUAUUCUGUUCAUGAAUAAAAUGGAUCGUGCGCUUUUGGAGCUGCAACUGGAUGCUGAGGAGCUGUAUCAGACUUUCCAGCGGAUUGUUGAGAAUGUAAACGUUAUUAUUGCCACCUACAACGACGAUGGCGGUCCAAUGGGUGAAGUGCGCGUGGAUCCCUCAAAGGGCUCGGUUGGUUUUGGAUCAGGUCUUCACGGUUGGGCUUUCACUCUCAAGCAGUUCUCGGAGAUGUACUCUGAGAAGUUCAAGAUCGAUGUUGUCAAGCUAAUGAACCGACUUUGGGGAGAGAACUUCUUCAAUGCGAAAACUAAGAAGUGGCAGAAGCAAAAGGAAGUGGACAACAAACGUUCCUUCUGUAUGUACAUUUUGGAUCCCAUUUACAAAGUAUUUGAUGCUAUUAUGAACUACAAGAAGGAAGAAAUAAACAAUCUGCUAGAGAAGAUCGGCGUUGCUCUUAAGCAUGAAGAUAAAGACAAGGACGGUAAAGCUUUAUUGAAAACCGUGAUGCGCACCUGGCUGCCAGCCGGAGAAGCUCUGCUUCAGAUGAUUGCAAUUCAUUUGCCAUCACCUGUUGUUGCUCAGAAGUACCGUAUGGAGAUGCUGUACGAGGGACCUCAUGACGAUGAGGCUGCCGUUGCUGUCAAGAACUGCGAUCCCGAUGGUCCACUUAUGAUGUAUAUCUCAAAAAUGGUUCCGACCUCAGAUAAGGGACGUUUCUACGCUUUCGGACGUGUGUUCUCCGGCAAAGUCGCCACUGGCCAGAAGUGCCGCAUCAUGGGCCCCAACUACACGCCCGGCAAAAAGGAAGAUUUGUAUGAGAAGGCUAUCCAACGUACCAUUCUAAUGAUGGGUCGUUACGUUGAAGCCAUCGAAGAUGUGCCUUCUGGCAAUAUCUGUGGGCUGGUCGGAGUCGAUCAGUUUUUGGUUAAAACUGGUACCAUCACUACAUUCAAAGAUGCCCAUAACAUGAAGGUGAUGAAGUUCUCCGUUUCACCUGUUGUGCGCGUGGCCGUGGAGCCUAAGAACCCAGCCGACUUACCCAAAUUGGUUGAGGGUCUGAAACGUUUGGCCAAAUCUGAUCCUAUGGUACAGUGCAUCAUUGAGGAAUCUGGCGAGCACAUCAUUGCCGGUGCCGGUGAAUUGCAUUUGGAAAUCUGUCUUAAGGAUCUAGAAGAAGAUCACGCAUGUAUCCCCUUGAAGAAAUCCGAUCCUGUGGUCUCCUACCGUGAAACCGUCUCCGAAGAGUCGAACCAGAUGUGCUUGUCAAAGUCUCCCAACAAGCACAACCGUCUGCUCAUGAAAGCUCUACCCAUGCCUGAUGGUCUGCCCGAAGAUAUUGACAAUGGUGACGUUAGCUCCAAAGAUGACUUCAAGGUCCGUGCCCGAUAUUUAGCUGAGAAGUACGACUACGAUGUGACUGAAGCCCGUAAGAUCUGGUGCUUUGGUCCCGAUGGCACUGGACCCAACUUCAUUCUCGACUGCACCAAGUCCGUGCAGUACCUUAAUGAAAUCAAGGAUUCUGUGGUUGCCGGCUUCCAGUGGGCCUCUAAGGAAGGUAUUAUGGCUGAUGAGAAUUUGCGUGGUGUUCGCUUUAACAUCUAUGAUGUUACCCUCCACGCUGAUGCCAUUCAUCGUGGUGGUGGCCAGAUCAUUCCAACUACACGUCGUUGUCUGUAUGCUGCUGCUAUUACUGCCGGACCUCGCUUGAUGGAGCCCGUCUAUCUAUGCGAAAUCCAGUGCCCCGAAGUCGCAGUUGGUGGCAUUUACGGCGUGUUAAACAGACGUCGUGGUCACGUUUUCGAGGAGAAUCAAGUGGUUGGUACGCCGAUGUUCGUAGUGAAGGCAUAUCUUCCUGUCAACGAGUCCUUCGGCUUUACUGCUGAUCUACGUUCUAACACCGGUGGUCAGGCCUUCCCACAGUGUGUGUUUGACCAUUGGCAAGUGCUGCCUGGUGAUCCAUGCGAGCCGUCUAGCAAGCCCUAUCAAAUUGUUCAAGAUACCCGUAAGCGCAAGGGUCUCAAGGAGGGUCUGCCUGACCUAUCGCAGUAUUUGGACAAGUUGUAAGCACGACAAUAUAAACCUAUCUGGGUUUAGGUGUUCAAAGGGCUGCAGUUGGUAAAGCAAGAUAACGAGAAUGAUCAAAAAAUAAUUGGCUGGCAGCGUUUUAAAACACACAUUUAAAGAAAUUUUAAUGAUUAUUGAUUUGUAAAACAGUAAAAACUAAAUAAAUCAAGUGAAAUGGUAA